Haliotis rubra (blacklip abalone) is the source of this 3379-nucleotide messenger RNA. Its product is annotated as sialin-like. NCBI's taxonomy places the organism in Eukaryota, Metazoa, Mollusca, Gastropoda, Lepetellida, Haliotidae. The record is from RefSeq and is a predicted model, not a curated record. Gene Ontology annotation, molecular function: transmembrane transporter activity. Gene Ontology annotation, biological process: transmembrane transport; monoatomic anion transport.
CUGACGACGAAGUGGGCGGGACGAGUGCGUCACCUCACGUUCAAUGACGUCACGGAGCAUGGCGCGUGCCGACUGUGAGCACCGCAGGGCCGAGUGACAAACACAUUUCCUCCCCUUGAUAACACCACAGUCAAACGAAUCGGGCAAACCGACCUCAAUUGUCCGAUGCGCACAAGGAUAUUUGCGGCAUGCUUGAACAAACAUCGCGCGUCUAAUUCCUGUUGUAAGCUGUAGGGUUGUUGCGCGAGUACCGCACGCAACACAACCCACAAUUGCCUCAUGGUAUCUGUUGGCGUUUAAAGCUGAUAAGAGUCUCCAACUCCUUAAUGAAGAAGCAAUACACGUCCUUUGAAUAUCUACCUAUGGUGUCAGUAUUGUGAACAAGAAUUCAACGAUGCUUCAGGAGGAUGAAGAAGGCCCUGCGAAGACGGUGUUUUUGCGUCAGUCAAGCUGGGACCUACACCAUUACAAUCAAAGACCAGUGUCAAUAGAUCAAGAAAGUAUCAAGUCGGCGGGAAUAGACCCCAAGCAAGUUCCAUGGUGGACGUCGAAGCGCUUCCGUUUGUCAGUGCUGUGUUUCUGCGGCUUUGCCUGUCUAUAUGCUCUCAGGGUGAAUCUCAGUAUAGCAAUGGUCUGCAUGGUGAAGGAUGGCCAUCACAACUCAACACACGCCGCGUCACCUAACAGCACUAACACCACAAGUCAUUACUCAGUAACAGCUGAUGCACAGCAAUGCCCUGUCCAAGCUUCAUCACAUUCGGAGGGAGCUGAGUUUCUAUGGGACAAGCAACUGCAAGGGUUGCUAUUAGGGGCGUUUUUCUGGGGAUAUUUAGUUCUACAAGUACCUGGAGGGAUGCUGAGCGAGAGAUUCGGCGCGAAAAAGGUGAUUGCUGCCGGCAUGUUCCCUGUUGCCGUCUUGAACAUGGUGACACCACUUGCAGCCCGUGGAAGUCCAUAUCUCCUUCUGGCUGUCCGUGUAAUAGUAGGAAUUGGGGAGUCAGUUAUGUAUCCAGCGGCACAAGCUCUCUGGGCGAACUGGGCUCCUCCUUGGGAACGUAGCAGACUCAUCGGUAUAUCAUUGUCAGGGGGACAGUUUGGUAACGCUUUAAUAUUCCCCGUUGGAGGUCUGCUCUGCAGUUACGGGUUUGACGGUGGAUGGGCAUCUAUUUUCUAUGUCAUAGGAAGCGUAGGACUUUUAUGGUGUGUUAUCUGGACGAUAUUUGCUCACGAUCGGCCAGAAUCGACCCCCGGAAUAUCGGACCUGGAGAGGAAGUACAUCUCAAAAAGCCUCGAAGAGAGCAAGAAACAACCUAAGGGACAUACCCCAGUAUGGGCCAUCAUCAUCGCGUUUCACACCUGUGGCAUAUCUGUCUAUGUUGGAUAUACAUGUAUGUUUCUUUUGACACAGAUCCCCACGACAACUCCCUACAUGAAGGAGGUGCUCAAAUUUGACAUCAAACAGAACGGAGUGUACUCUAUGCUUCCAUACUUGUGUUUCUGGGCCUGUAUCUCGAUAUCUGGAGUGUUCGCUGACUUUCUCAUAUUACGGAAAAUACUCUCCGUUACGUGGACACGGAAGGUUUUGUCUCUCAUAGGAAUGGUGGGGCCGGCGGUGUCGUUGAUAGGCGUGGCCUACAUGGACUGCACACAGCACGUGGGGGCUGUCAUUCUGCUGUGUGGCGCUGUUGGCUUGUGUGGUUUUCACUUCUCCGGUUACUUCAUCAACCACGGCGACAUUGCCCCCAACUUCGCCGGCACUCUGUUCGGCAUCACCAACACUGCUGCAACUGUGCCUGGAAUCUUGGCUCCCUACAUCGUCGGUGCUGUAACUCCUAAUAAAAGCCAAGAAGAGUGGCGAACGGCCUUCUAUAUAUGUGCCGGAGUUUACAUAUUCGGUGCCCUUGUGUAUCUGGUGUUUGGUUCCGGGAAACAGAGACACUGGGCGAGAGUUAUUGACAAAAUGGAGGAUGAGAAAGUAUCACUUAGGAAACCAAUAGUAAAUGGACACCGCAAAUCAAGGACAAGCCAGCGUGGUACCUACUUUGAUAAUGAAGAGAGCCAUGUGACCAUUGAGUGUGAUCCUGGUGAAAGCUAUGCUGAAUCUGCCAUUGUAUAGAUAAUCUCCUGACCAAAUGACACAUGACCAAAUGAGAAUAUAUUUUUCUUUGCAGCCAUGAACGGAGUCCUUGCCUUACAAUAUAUUGCACCAUGAAAUAUUGUAUACUUUAUUUUGUUACUAUCCUUUACUAAGGUUACUGAACAUUCUUUUACCAUGGAUGUUAUCAUGCACAUUAUUCGGACUAUUUUACGGAAUAGUUUUAUUUUUCCAAUGAAAUGAAUCAGUGUCUUAUGUAAAAUGUAUUAUAUUGUUGCGCGCGUUAUACAAAUGAAUGUUUAUGAAAUGCUGACGAUUUUAUAUAGGACAGCAAGAGGACACAUGUUGAAUCAAUGAUGAUCUGGAAACAACGGAUACAGGUCGUCCGUAGCUCUACAACUGUUUUGUGUAUGUGCUUAACAAAGAAACAAACAAGUGGUCGUGUGGCUACAACGGUUUCACCCUGGUAGAUUAGACAGUCGUAGAGCUCCAUUUGAAUGUCCGGAGACAUCCCAGUUUGAAUAGUCUGUAUCAGUAUUAUGUAUAACAACUUCCAGCCAAUACUUACAUGGCAAUAAUGAUAUCAUGAGCCUCUUGAUUAGUCUAGACGGUUUUACAGAAGUUCGUGUGUUACUGUUUUCAUAUGCAUAUGUACAAACAGGUUAGGCUCCAUGUAUUCACCAAUUGUAACACUAUAGUGCUCCAUGCCUCUAUAUGUCCAUGCGCUUUUUCCAGAACUUGCAAGUGGAUCAAUAUUGCCUUUAAAACACAGGACGGGUGUCUCACGUGCCUGUGUAAUUCUCCUAUGCACAAUAAUUAUUGAGAUUAUGAACUUCGUGCCUAAUUGCAGUCCAACUGCACAGCAUUCCUAUUUAAUAUGCGAUAGUCAAGCUCUCGUAAUGCUUACUUUGAAUGAAAUAACUUCUGUAAGUGGCAUUUGUAGCUGCAUGAUGAAGAGGAACAAUCUUAUGGAUAGACAACUUGUUCAUUCCAAUAGAUGCGAAGUUUCGGUGUAGAUGUCUCCUCUGUUGCAAUAAAGAAGUUGUCUAUCCAUAAACAAAAUGUUCAUCUACUUGAAAUAGUAAAAAUUAUUUGCAAGUAUUGACACUUCUUUGAAGUCUAGCCUUGUAUGUAUGAAGCCUUAUAUUGGGAAGGUGCUAUCUGUCUAAGAAACCUUUGUUUUGUAUUGCUCCAUGAGCGUAUGUGUGGUGUGAGUGGUGUUGUAUACUUUAGAUAUGAGUGUUAUGAACACGGAUACUUGAAAUUAAAAAGUAUUUUCUUGAA